Messenger RNA from Raphanus sativus (radish), 475 nucleotides. Its product is annotated as 2-C-methyl-D-erythritol 2,4-cyclodiphosphate synthase, chloroplastic. The transcript is spliced from 2 exons. The record is from RefSeq and is a predicted model, not a curated record. NCBI's taxonomy places the organism in Eukaryota, Viridiplantae, Streptophyta, Magnoliopsida, Brassicales, Brassicaceae. The annotation marks the transcript as partial. Gene Ontology annotation, biological process: terpenoid biosynthetic process. Gene Ontology annotation, molecular function: 2-C-methyl-D-erythritol 2,4-cyclodiphosphate synthase activity.
GAUAUAGGCCAGAUUUUCCCUGAUUCUGAUCCUAAGUGGAAAGGAGCUGCUUCCUCUGUCUUCAUCAAAGAAGCUGUGAGACUUAUGGACGAGGCAGGGUACGAGAUAGGAAACCUAGACGCCACACUGAUUCUACAGAGACCAAAGAUAAGUCCACACAAGGAGACUAUCCGAUCCAAUCUGUCCAAGCUUCUUGGUGCAGACCCUUCUGUGGUGAACUUGAAAGCUAAAACACAUGAGAAAGUUGAUAGCCUCGGAGAAAACAGAAGCAUUGCAGCUCAUACUGUUAUUCUCCUCAUGAAGAAGUGAGUCGGUUUUUAUUAUCUUCUUUAUGUAUCAGUCUCAUAAAAAAAAUGCUUUAUAUGUAAAUGUUAAACUCGGUGUAAUCACCCUUUUGACUUUAGAUAAACCAUCCAUAUAUGAUCAAAUCUAUAAUACUCUUACUCCUCAAUGAAACGUUAAAGUUAAAAGAUUA